AUUAACUACAUAACUAUUAAUUCUAAACAAUUAUAGCUUUCUUUUGGGGAUGUUAAAAAUAUUAAUAGUUAGCUAGUGAUUACUAACUUAGAUAUUGAAACCCCUGGCGUUUGUUGCACGUUCAUACAAUACUGGUAAAAAGUGACCAGUGUUCGAGAUCAUUUGAAGCUCUCUUGAUUAACACUUACUCCUCUUGCGACUUCUUGACAAGGUUCAAAGUUUCAUGUAGAUCCAUCGGCUAUCUGUUUGACCAACGCUCCUUUCUCCUUCAAUUAUUAUACAUUUCAAAUACGAAAACCAAAUGCAAAAAUUUCGUCAGCUCCUGAUAGUAACUUUAGAUAAGGAAAAAACUCCUUUCUGGUCCUUGAUUGAUUAUUAUAUCCCGUAUUAAACACGUCAUGACAGAAACACAUAGCCUUACAACGUUCCUCGCAUCUAAAAUUCUUGUCAAAAGAAAAGUCAAAGCGAUUCUAAUUUUACUUUUUGUUUGCUCGGUGCUAUUUUUAUCGUACCAGUUUGUCAACUAUUCUACACUUACUAGUUACCAGUCACAAGAGUAUCAGAAGCUAUUAUCCGCAAACAAGGACAAAUCUGACUUUGGGUUUGCCGCAAGACAUCGAGGGGCAGGAAGUGGGGGUUAUCAAUCACUUAAAGAUAUUGCACUAAAGUUUGAAGUGGGAAAGCACAAUCAUUUGGACGGAAAUCAACAGGCCUCCUCCUUACCUACCAAAGGGGACACGGGACCACUAGUUGCACCUGACGGAAAACCAAACCGGAAAGGAAAACCAAUCUUUUCGGAACAUGUAUUAGGAGUGUCUCGAGAAGCACAGAAACAUUAUAUGCGACAUAAUCAAAAGUACAGAGGAUUCUUUAGCUGUUUAACUUCAGGAAAACAAAUCACGUGGGACAAAGUGAACGACGAUUUUUGCGAUUGUCCAUCCGACGGAAGUGAUGAACCAAGCACAGCAGCCUGUAUGAAUGGGCGAUUUUUUUGCUCAACGGUGAAACAAGGCUUUCCUGAAUAUGUUCCCUCUUCCUUUGUGAACGAUGGAAUUUGUGACUGCGUCGACGGAUCUGAUGAACAUUUACGCAUGAACUCAAUUAGCUGCAAACAUAGAAGCUAGACUUGUAUAUAGCAGUGAACGAAAAAGAAAG
Molecule: messenger RNA, 1155 nt
Organism: Folsomia candida
Lineage: Eukaryota; Metazoa; Arthropoda; Collembola; Entomobryomorpha; Isotomidae
Exons: 5
Coding region: 399-1124 (241 amino acids)
Biological process (GO): N-glycan processing
Cellular component (GO): glucosidase II complex
Molecular function (GO): protein binding
Source: RefSeq, a predicted model, not a curated record